Messenger RNA from Hyaloscypha bicolor E, 1455 nucleotides. RefSeq names its product SET domain-containing protein. Gene Ontology annotation, cellular component: nucleus. Gene Ontology annotation, molecular function: protein binding; calcium ion binding; protein-lysine N-methyltransferase activity. The record is from RefSeq and is a predicted model, not a curated record. The transcript is spliced from 5 exons. The coding region runs from base 1 to 1455 and encodes 484 amino acids. Gene Ontology annotation, biological process: peptidyl-lysine monomethylation. NCBI's taxonomy places the organism in Eukaryota, Fungi, Ascomycota, Leotiomycetes, Helotiales, Hyaloscyphaceae.
AUGCAUCGAGACAAACUUCUCAUUACGGCGUUGCCCGCUUGGUGCAAGUUGAACGACGUCAAUUUCCUGGACAGCAGAGUGAAAGACCUCGGGGGUUCGAAGGGCUUCGGACUCGUUACUGAAAGAGCACUGAACUCGAAAGGCACAUUCGACAUCCCGACUUUACUCACAGUGCCUCGUGACCUUAUCUUGUGUGCGGAAGCGGUUGAAGAGCAUGGGAAGGCGGAUCAGCAUUUUCGACAACUGUUGGAUGCUGCUGGUGGAAAGUCUUUGAGAGGAGAUGUUCUCUUAUUCCUCUUGAUGCAAAUGACUAUCGGGUCACCAAACCGCAACCAAAAUGUCGGCUUGUCUACGGCUUGGACGGCUUAUGCGAAUAUGCUCGCUGAUGUUGUUCCCGUUCCAUCGAUGUGGAGUGAAGAAGAAAGAAUCUUGCUAUUGGGAACGUCUCUUGAGACAGCAGUGAACGCUAAGUUGGCUGCCCUUCUUCGGGAAUUCGAGGCCCUCCGUGAACAGACUGCCAUGGUUUCUUGGUGCAAAAAGUGUUGGUGGGACAACGAGGCUUUACAGUUCGAAGACUGGAUUCUUGUCGACGCCUGGUAUAGAUCACGUUGUCUUGAGCUUCCAGAUAUUGGAGAAUGCAUGGUUCCUGUUUUAGACAUGGUCAAUCACUCCUCACAACCAAACGCCUACUUCGAGCAUACGUCCAGCAACGGAGUCUCUCUGCUUAUGCGGCCGAACAUGGAACUUGAAGUUGGUUCAGAGAUCGCCAUCAGUUACGGAACGUCGAAGAGUGAAGCAGAGAUGUUGUUUAGUUACGGUUUCAUUGACGAACAAAGUACGAACAAAAGCUUAGCUUUGACCCUCGAGCCAUUUCCAGAUGACCCGCUGGGAAAGGCAAAGAAAGCAGCCUUUGCAGGGCCGUCUCUCCUUCGAAUCUAUGUCGAUCAAGACGAGAUAAAAUGGGAAUGUCCUUUCCUGUUCUUGAUGUUACUCAACGAGGAGGACGGUCUAGAGUUUCGGAUGCUUCAGCAGACUGAUGGCUCACGCAGUCCACUGAAGGUAUUUUGGCAGGGCUCUGAUAAAAGUGACGCCACGGAAACUUUCGAAUCUCUCAUCAGCAGCCAUCCUCUCAGCGAUGUCUUCAAACUUCGAGCUAUCGCCUUGCUUCAGGACCGGGUACGCCAACAGCUUGAACGUCUUUAUGAGAGCGAAGACGAAGUGGACUUAGUAGCAGACACACCUUUCGUAGGGCCGGAUCGAAGAAGUAGCGCCAUGUUCUUGAGAAAAAGUGAAAAAUCAACUUUGGAAAAAGCCUUUGCGGCUGCAGAUAAACAGAAAAAUGGCCUGCUGGAAAGCGAGGUGGUGUUGCGUUAUCUCGGAUCAAUGGAUGGCGAAGAAGAACCGGGAGACCAAGAGACCAAUAGCAGUGAUGAGCUUCAAGAAGAUUUCAGCUGA